GCUGUGGCCUCUCAGGUGUGAAUGCUGGGGUUGGGGGCUCCGUGCCUGGUGGAGAUAACACCAGGAUUUCCUGGGACAAACAACUUGGUGGCUGCUCCAGCUGCUGUGAGUCCAGCAGCUGCCUGUGGCACUGGCAUUGCUCUGCGGGGGCCACACGUGUGGCCCUUCCCAGGCCUGUCGGGCUGUGCCACGUUUGCUUUUGCUUGCCUUUAUAAAGAGGAGGUGCAGGAGCUUCCUCUGCUCCUUCCCAGGCUCUGUCCCCAGCACAGCCUUCGCUAUGGACGGCUUGAAUGUCUCCAUUGCUUUUUUUUUCCUGGGUUUUGGGGUGUGCCAGGUGCUCAGGUGGCUUUCCAAGAGGCUCCUGUCCCCCGGGACACAUGGCUGCCUCGCCAGGGAAUUUGCUGGCUCGUUGCAGCUGUGCAUGAGCUGCCUCGAGCUGAGGAUGCUGAUGGAGAUCGGCCCCUGGGGUGGUGGCUUUGGCCUGGACGUCGUCCUGACCCUGCUCUUCCUCCUCUCCGCCGUCCACGGCGCCUCUUUGGACGGAGCAUCCGCCAACCCGACCGUGUCCCUGCAGGAGUUCCUGCUCCUGGAGUCCAGCCUGGCAGCCGUGGUGGCCAAGCUGCUGGCGCAGGGUGUGGGUGCAGGGGCGGGCUGGGCUCUCACCCGGCUCUACUGGUCCUGGGAGCUGACCCAGCUGCACUUCAUCCAGAACCUGAUCGCGCCCGAGUGCAGCUCCUCCAUCCGCGCCUCCCUGCCCCACGCUGCCUUCGUGGAGGGCUCCUGCUCCUUCCUGUUCCACCUGGUCCUCCUCAAGGUGCGACAGAGCCACCCCCUGUACCGGGUCCCUGCGCUGGCAGCGACUGUCACCUUCCUGACCUACACAGGUGAGCGGCGCUGGCGUAUCUUCUCCCCAGUCGUUUGGAAAAGCACCUCACUUGUGGGGGAGGAACGGCCCCCUGUUUUUCAUCUUCCAGGACUGGAGAGGCAGGGGUUAACAGGCUGGACCGUACACGGGGGCCUUCUUCAACCCUGCCCUGGCCACAGCCACCACCUUCCACUGCUCGGGGAGCAGCUUCUGGGACUACAUCCAGGUGUACUGGCUGGGGCCCCUCACAGGGAUGCUCGCUGCCCUCCUGCUGUUCCAGGGCAACAUCCCACGCCUCUUCCAGAAAAACCUCCUCUACAGCCAGAAGAGCAAAUACAAGGUGCCCAAGGCAAAGGUGACAGCGCAGGUGGAGGGUGACAAACCACAGAAGAAGAGGAAAGGAGGGAAGAGCAACUCGGAGCCCCGUGCCUGAGCCCAGGGGUCCUGGCAGCCCUUUUCCUGGGAAAGGGUUUCCCGGUGUGGGGGAUUUUGCAGCUCGUUCAGUCCUUAAAGCAUCACAAAGGAAUCUUCGCAGGAUGCCCGAGCCCCUGAUCUCCUUUGGGAAUUGCUUUGAAAGCCUCCCUGGAGAGCCCGAAAUGUUUCAAGCCCGCAGUGCUGGCUCAGAGAGAAAACACGGGACACUUUUGCAUAAAUUGCUGGUUGCCUUGAACUGCCAGGAAUCUUACGGGGAACUGGGACCGUUCCAUGGGCAGGCUUGAGCAACCCGGGGUUACUGCAUCGUGCAAUGCCUGCAAUAACCCCACUGGGUCUCUUGCAGCCCUAAAAACAAAGUGUAAGCCAGUAACUGCCUUGGACACUUGGGAUGGGGAGGAAACAGGCUUUGAUCUUUCGAGUUAUUAACGGAUACUUGUUAAAAAUUGGUGGGGUUUGAGUUAAACUUGACCUGAAGUCCUUGAAUUGCACAGGCUGAACCUGGCAAGUCUUGGAGAGGAAUUAAAAAAGCCUCGAGGCAAUAAAGUUCACUGGCCAGGGGAGAACCUGCUCCUCUGGGGAUGUGCUUAGCCUGGGUUUUGGUGCUGUAAGAAAUGGUGUGCAAAGGGUCUGUGGUUAGAAAAAAAAUAAAAAUAAAAAAGAGACCCAGGCAGCUGCUGUGCAUCCCUGGGCUCUGCUCCGUGUCUACGUGAAA
Molecule: messenger RNA, 2012 nt
Organism: Motacilla alba alba
Lineage: Eukaryota; Metazoa; Chordata; Aves; Passeriformes; Motacillidae
Product: aquaporin-12-like
Exons: 3
Coding region: 278-1243 (321 amino acids)
Biological process (GO): transmembrane transport
Cellular component (GO): cytoplasm; membrane
Molecular function (GO): channel activity
Source: RefSeq, a predicted model, not a curated record